UAUAAUAGAUAAUUAUAUCUAUCUAUAUAUAAUAUAAUUUUUCUCUCUGUGCUUCCACGGAAGGCGGUCACAUUUUCUCUGCUGUCCCUCUCCCUCCUUUUUUUCCCUGCUUGUGCUUCUUUGUCUCGUCUUGUCUGCUGUACUUUUUGAAGAGAGUCUCCCCGCAUUACUUUCUAAACUUUAAAAAAAAGCAUGGAAUUGAUAAACUGGUCUCCUAAUCAAAUUGACACAGUUUUCUCGACGAGAAGUCUGGGUUCGGGGGAACCCGCCAGUCCUGCCGGAACAUUCGCGGCUGGUUACACGAUGGACGCGUGGGAUCGGUGGCGGGUUGUGUGCCUGGCGAUUCUUUCUAUGGAGGACAUUGAAGAUAUCUACCUAUUCGGAACCAUGAUUACAGGACUUUUGCUGAUUGGAUUAGGCAUUGCCCUGGCAUAUCGAGGAAAUCAGACAAUGGUGACAGCUAUUCAAAGCCCCACAAAGCUGCCCGAUAUGAUUGAAGCGGUGGGCAAAGCUGUUGGCACUCAGACUGUGGCUAUUCAGAACUUGAACCACAAUAUGGUUGUUAUCUUUGAGAAGCUUUCGGCUUUGCAAGGAAUAAGUAUUUCGGAGACCAAGUUGAACAGAACGGACGGAAUGGACAGAUAUGCACGAGCAGUGUGGAGGUGCAAAGACUGCAUCUGGAAAGACCAGACAAUUUCUAUCUUAUCGACAUUUGGCUCCCUGAGACAGCACCGGCCUUGGUUAAGGCUUCUGCUGAGACAACAUUUCCCCCUGAAGGUCACUGCUGGGAGACGCUCUCGCAUUCCUUGUCCAACUUUCCGUGAUCGCCGUUUUCAUCCCCAGUGUGACAAGCAGACCCUCCAGGAUUUCGCGGUGUUGCGAUUUGCAAGUUCAACACAAAUUCAGCCAAUCCCCGCGAAUUCAGGGCGGUGUUGCAAUUAUAUCCAAUCACCACAACUUUCUCGCAAAUUUGAGCAAUUGCUGGCGUCGUCUUGAGGUUGUACUCCAAAUGACACUAACAGUUUGGAGACUGUAUCGCGUCACCUUGAGGAUCAUAUGUACAUUAUUGCAACAUUCAUAGAGCUUGUGAGUAAUAAUGUUCAACAAAACUUUGCUGAAAGAACAUUAUGCGUCAUUCUGGAAGGAAUUUACGAGUCUGUAAGGGAGAUGUUGGUGGAUAUACUGUAACAUUCCAGCUGAACGCUAAUGGACAAGCGCAUGGCAUGGGCACACAUUCUGCAUCUCAGAGAGGAAGGCCAAGGUACAACAUACCAGCUGCUCAGCUGAUUCACGUGCGGGACCUAGGAUUUAGCUGGAUGGCCAUAUCUCGGAUGCUGUCUGUAAACAUCCGAACACUGUACAACCACAGGACACAACUUGGUCUGGUGGACUAUGGGAGUUUCACUGACAUUACAAAUGUUGAUCUAGAUCGACUUAUUGCUGAGAUUCUCAGACAAACCCCCGGUUCUGGAGAGACCUAUGUCACUGGUAGUUUGAGAGGAAGAGGAAUCAAAGUUCAGUGUUUGCGGGUACGAGAGCGUUUAAGAACAGUAGAUCCAGUGGGGCGAGCCUUGAGAGGAUGGAGGGCAAUUCAACAGAGGAUCUACAAUGUCUCUGCCCCAAAUCAAGUGUGGCAUAUUGACACAAACCACAAGUUAAAUCCAUGGGGAUUUGUGUAUCACGGAGCAGUUGAUGGCUACAGUCGCUGCAUUACCUUCCUGAGAUGUUGUACAGACAACCGAGCAUCGACUGCCUUGCAUCUUUUCCAGGGUGCUGUUGAUGUAUUUGGACUGCCACAUCAUGUCAGGGGAGAUGCUGGUAGCGAGAACAUUGAUGUUGCAUGGUUCAUGAUUCAGAAUCGAGGAACAAACAGAGGAAGUUUCAUGGUUGGACGUAGCAUGCAUAAUCAAAGAAUCGAAAGAUUGUGGGCAGAAGUAAACAGGGUUGUGUCAGGAUGCUAUAAAGACCUUUUCCUCUUUAUGGAAAAUUCCGGACUUUUAGACAGCACUGACCCUCUUCACAUUACAGCUCUUCACCAUGUUUAUCAUCCUAGAAUAAACAGAUCUGUGGAUGAGUUUGUGAACCAGUGGAAUAACCACAGCUUGAGAACAAUGGAGAGUCGGUCCCCACUGCAACUGUGGACAAUUGGAAUGCUCCAACUUCCUCAGCAUCAAAGGCCACUCAAUCAUGUGCCUGUGCAACCCCCUUAUGAUCACCAGUGGAACGUGGAGUUAAAGGGAUAGUUCGGGAUUUUUUACAUGAAUU
Neoarius graeffei (lesser salmon catfish) is the source of this 2265-nucleotide messenger RNA. RefSeq lists its product as uncharacterized. Gene Ontology annotation, biological process: DNA integration. The transcript has 5 exons. Lineage: Eukaryota; Metazoa; Chordata; Actinopteri; Siluriformes; Ariidae. Gene Ontology annotation, molecular function: nucleic acid binding. Bases 1128 to 2243 code for a protein of 371 amino acids. The record is from RefSeq and is a predicted model, not a curated record.